Hibiscus syriacus is the source of this 1568-nucleotide messenger RNA. RefSeq lists its product as uncharacterized. The record is from RefSeq and is a predicted model, not a curated record. Bases 1 to 1365 code for a protein of 454 amino acids. Lineage: Eukaryota; Viridiplantae; Streptophyta; Magnoliopsida; Malvales; Malvaceae. The transcript is spliced from 8 exons.
AUGGGCUGGCCUUUGACUCAAUUGGAUGUAAAAAAUGUAUUCCUCAAUGGAGAGUUAAAUGAGGAAGUAUACAUGGAUUUUCCACCCGGGUUUGAAGAAAGCAAGGGCCAAGGGAUGAUUCAAAAGAAAUUAAAAGUCAAAGAAUUUCUUAGUGCUGAAUUCGAACUUAAGGACUUGGGGAACCUUAAGUACUUCCUUGGAAUGGAAGUAGCAAGGUCUGAAACAUGUAUUUCCAUCUCCCAAAGAAAGUAUAUUCUUGAUCUAUUGUUUGAAGUUGGGUUGUUAGGGUGUAAACCAGUUAAAACUCCUAUGGAAUUUAAUCUUAAAUUGGGAACUGAUAGAGAUGGAGAAGAAGUCGACAAGGGGAGAUAUCAACGACUGGUAGGAAGACUCGUCUACCUAUCUCUCACCCUUCCAGACAUAACCUUUGGUGUGAGUGUUAUCAGUCAGUACAUGCAUGCCCCAAGAGAGAAGCAGCUGGAAGUUGCUUACAAAAUUUUAAAGUAUCUAAAGGGGACUCCUGGUAAAGGCCUACACUUCAAGAAAACUGCCAACCGAAGUGUGGAAAUUUACACUGACGCAGACUGGGCAAGGAUGAACUUGAAGCGUUAUCUUUGUGAGUAUCUGCCAAGUUUGCCAAUAGCUUUUGCACUUGGAAUUAGAAGGAAAGCCAGCAGCUGUCGUUAUAUGGUUGUUUUUCAGUAUGGAUCUACUGUCUUGUUUAACAUUGAGGACCAUGAAGUUGAGAGCCACCUUGAAAUGGUUAGGAAACAUGCUUCUGGAUUGCUUACAGAAAUGAGGAAAGAUGAUUAUACUGUAAAAGAGCAGCCAUUAUUGACAAAGGAUAUGCAGGGAGGACUUGAUUACAUUGUUCUUAAAACUUUAGACACUGAUAGCAUCCGUGUCAUCGGAAGUGUUCUUGGUCAAAGCAUUGCAUUGGAUUAUUUUGUUUCACAGGUUGAUGGGAUGGUUGAAGGGUUGGCUGACAUAAAUCGUGCAAUGGAAAAGACUGGAACUUUCACAAUGGAUCGGACAAGGCUCAUUAAACUCGUUGGAAAAGCCAAUUCAAAUUUGGCUGAUGUAAUUCUUAAAGUUGGUCUUUUUGAGAGAUCAGAAAUUGCUUGGAGAGAAGCAAGAUAUGCUCAAAUAUACGAGUACCUUCGAGAGGAGUAUGAGGUGACACAACGCUUUGGGAAUCUGGAUUUCAAGCUAAAAUUUGUGGAGCACAACAUUCGCUUCCUUCAAGAAGUUAUCCAAAAUAGACGGUCCGAUCUCUUGGAAUGUUGUAUCAUUUUCUUGUUGACUAUAGAGAACGUGAUAGCAAUAUAUGAGAUUGUCCGUGAAUCGACCAGAGUUUCUCUGUGACUUGGCUGGCUAACUGGUGAGGAAGUUAGGGUAGGCAAACUGGUUACAGUAGCAAAAAUUAAACAGAUUAUAACUGAAAAGUAGGGGAAGAUCAGUUAUAGCAUACAUUUUUAGGCCACCAACUAUUGGCACAUCAAGUAUUUGCAUCAACUCUUCUGCAUCUGGCAAUCAAGGAUACAGUUUCUGGUUAUAUUCAAAUAUAC